AUGGUGGGGAGGAAGACCUUCGGCCAGGUGGACAGACGUCUUCGCCAGGCCUUCCCUCACAACUCCCAGGAGGUCUUUGGAGGAUGCUCCUGUCUUCUCUUUGGAGAUUUCGGCCAACUUCCUCCAGUCAUGGACCUUCCCCUCUACACCACUGACUCUCGCUCCGAGCUCUCUGACCAGGGGAGAGCUGCCUACCAGACAUUCCAGCUGGCUGUGGUCCUGGACCAAGUCAUGCGUCAGGCAGGCCAGGGUCCAGAACAAGUCAAGUUCCGAGACGUCCUCCUCAGACUGAGAGAUGCCAAGGUAACAGUGGCCAACUGGAACCACCUCAUGACCCGCACUCCCACAAGAGUCCAGGAUCUCUCUCCCUUCUCCACUUCCCUCCACCUCAUCCCCACUGUCGAAGCUGUGGUGGAGUACAACGUGGCUCAGCUGCAGGCCAGUGGCCAGCCCAUUGCCACCAUCAAGGCAGUUCACACUGGACCCAAUGCAGCCAAGGCCCCAGCUGACAAUGCAGGAGGACUGGAGGCAGUCAUCUGCCUGGCCAGGACUGGAGAACUACCUGACCUGCCCAUCGCUGUCAUGGUCAGCUUUCACAGCUACUCCGGCCACACCUUCCCUGACGGCACAGUACCCAUCACUCCUCUUCGCCGCUCCUGGUCUUCCUCAGGAGGCCCAUGCUCACGUCUUCAGCUGCCCCUCAAGCUGGCAUGGGCAGUCACCAUCCACAAGUCUCAGGGUCUCACCCUGGACAAGGUGGUCAUCGAUGUCGGCAAGAGAGAGUUCUCCACAGGCCUAACAUUUGUUGCCUGCUCUCGUGUCCAUUGCCUCCAAGACUUGCUCUUUACGCCGCCAUUUCCUUACCAGCGGCUCUCCAGCCUCUCAAACAGCAGUCGUCUCAAGGACAGACAAGAAGAAGACCAGCGGCUUCUCUCUCUACAGCCAUCCACCACUCAGUACUUUACAUCUACCACCAUUUAA
Geodia barretti is the source of this 981-nucleotide messenger RNA. NCBI's taxonomy places the organism in Eukaryota, Metazoa, Porifera, Demospongiae, Tetractinellida, Geodiidae. The record is from the annotation of a GenBank genome assembly.